Messenger RNA from Ornithodoros turicata, 708 nucleotides. RefSeq lists its product as uncharacterized. The record is from RefSeq and is a predicted model, not a curated record. The transcript is spliced from 3 exons. Bases 1 to 708 code for a protein of 235 amino acids. NCBI's taxonomy places the organism in Eukaryota, Metazoa, Arthropoda, Arachnida, Ixodida, Argasidae.
AUGCGCUCAACGAGUAGCCCCAAGGAAGUGAAAAAGAAGAAGCGAGUUGACAGCGACCACGUAAUGGAGCUUACCACAACUAAACACGCCCUGGAAAGUGCAAUUAAAAAAUUGGGUGAAAAGGUGGACCUAAAGGACGUAGGCGAACCAAGCUACAUCCUGGGAAUUGAGAACACAUGGGACAAAGUCAAUAAGAAACUCACGCUCAACCGGAAGAAGUACAUAAGUGACAUCUUGAAGCGUUACAGCCAGGGAAAGGACUCCAAUGGAAACUGGUCCAAUAACAACGUUGGUCAGACAACGGAAGGUAAAGCUGAAUCAACGGUCCCUUAUCAAAACUUGAUCGGAAACCUCAUGUACAUGGUGCAAGGAACACGCCCAGACAUCGCAUUUGCAACUCACUACUUGAGUGAGUUUAACACCUCUUUCACGUCCACUCAUUGGCAAAUGGCCAAAAGGGUGCUACGCUACUUGCAAGGGACGAAAGACGUGGGCAUCACGUACACAGCUUGUGCAGAACCCGUCGUGGGAUAUUGCGAUGCAAGCUGGAACGAGUCCGGCAAAGGGAAGUCACGUACUGCUUACGUAUUCACCGUGUCCAAGGGAGCCAUCAGUCGGAAAUCUACGAAGCAGCAAGUCGUCGCGCUGUCAACGUGUGAAGCGGAAUACAUCGCUAUCACUGAAGCCAUAAAGAAGGUAUAUGGGUAA